UCCAGAAGGUGGCUAAUUAGCCCUUCCCGUCGUGCCUGUGUAAUGAAGCACAUGCGCACUGAAUUAAUCACAGCCAUUUUUUGCAGGAAACUAAUUAGCAGGAAUAAAGAUCCAAAGAGUUUUUUUCUUUUCAAUCAUCAGAUCUCACUUUCACCUCUUCCUCGCUCCCUCUAACACAAGACUCAUCGCCUGCUUUGCAUCCAAAUUAUUUUUAUAUUGCCCUAUACAACUAAUACUUCGUUUUUUUACACUCCGCAACAACAAUGAUCUUUCUUUUGCCAUCCUAAACGCAAACUGACCAAAAGGGACUGCCUUGAUGGGAUCUUUAGCCGAAUCGUCUCAAUACUGGAUUAAAAAGCAAGGAUCACAAAGCGGCACCGAAAAAUUGCCUGGAUGCGAUGAACACCUCAUGUAGGCAUCAGCAUGGACAGCUGUGAGUCUCCCGUGGUUUCUGGGACAGACGAUGGGCACGGCUCCUCCACCACCUCCCAGCAACAGCAGCAGCAGCAUUACCCUCUGCAGACCUGGAACGAUCACUCUAACUCGCAGGUCCCUCCCAGCAGCCAGCCCUCUUCCCUGGAGCCCCUGUCUCUCUCUGCACCCUACCCCUCUGUGAGAGAGCCACAGCAGCAGCAGCAUCCAACCCGGACCCCACCCCUGGCCCACAGCGACAGCUCCGCCUCAGGCCAGCUGCACCACAGAAGAGAGGAGCUCAACGAGGAGCAGGAGGGAGUGAGCUGCGGAGAGGAAGAAGAAGAAUUGGAGGACUUGGAUGAGAUGGAGAUCGACAGCUGUUUCCCAAGUCUGCAGCCCUUCCCCGGAGUACCCAUAGCUCCUGGAGGAGGGGGCAUGCCCACGCUGCUACGCCAGCAGCCCAACCGACGAAGGGGUGUGGCGGAGAGCGGGAGUGAGGAAGGAGAGGAGGAGGAAGAAGAGGAGAACAGUGAUGUGGAGAACCUGGCUGGAGAGAUAGUCUACCAGCCGGAUGGCUCAGCCUACAUUGUUGAAAGUCUCAGCCAGCUGAUCCAAAGUGGAGGGGGUGCUGUGCCCGGCCUGCUCCCCACAAACUCUCUCCCCGUGGCGGGGAAGCCGGGGGAACCUGCUGGGACCUCAUCCUCGGUGUACCCUCAGAUCAUCAACACGUUCCACAUAGCCUCGUCGUUCGGGAAGUGGUUUGGUUCCUCAGACCAAGGUUUCCCCAAUACCUCCACCCUGGCAGGCCUCAGUCCUGUCCUGCACAGUUUCCGCGUCUUCGAUGUGCGGCACAAAAGCAACAAGGAUUACCUGAACAGCGACGGGUCUGCCAAGAAGUCCUGCGUAUCCAAAGAUGUUCCCAACAACGUGGAUUUUUCCAAAUUUGAUGGGCUGGCCCUCUAUGGCAAGGGAAAGCCCAUCCUCAUGUGUUUUCUCUGCAAACUGUCCUUCGGCUACCCGCGGUCUUUCGCCACUCAUGCCGUCCACGACCACCGCAUGACCCUAUGUGAGGACGAGAGGCGGCUGCUAGGGGACAAUAAGGCGUCUGCCAUCAUCCAGGGCAUCGGGAAGGACAAAGAGCCCCUCAUUAGCUUCCUGGAACCAAAAAACAAGAGCUCUCCUGUGCCGGCGCCCCCCACCAUGGUCCCCAUGAACUCUGGCCAGAGCUUCUAUGGCACUUUCAGUGGGGUCCACCUGGAGGCAGGGAGCAGCAGUGGGGGCAGCGAGGCCCUCCUGAAUAAAGACUUUGACUCCUCUGGCCUCCAGCAGCAGCAAGGCUCCCUCCUCGCUCUGGGGGGGCUGGGCAACCCCAAAGCACCUGCUCUUACCUCAACCCCAGGCCCUGCCAAAGACUCCAACGCCCUGCCCAAGCAGGGAGGGAGAACAGAGGGGCCUGCUGGGAAAGAGGGGAUCCGCAGGCGGGAGCACGGGGACAAGGAGGGGCGAGAAGGCAAGGUACGCUUGGCUAGCCAGGAGGGGGGCUCAGAAGAAGAGAAGGAACUGUUAUUAGAGGAAGAGGAAGACGAGGUGGAGGAAGAAGGAACUCCGCUGGCCUGUGUUGGUAACAGUAGCUGUGGCGGUGGAAAAGUGGGGGAACCGGCUGUAUCAAACCAAAGCAUUUCCAAAUCUCCUUUAUUGAUGCCUAGUAGCGCUCUCCAGCCUACUGCCUGCCCAUCUGCAGCCAGCCCCACGCUCAACAGCAAAGCCCCAGCUUCCACUUCUUCUUCCUCUGUCAGGGAAGAGGGCUCGGCGGCAGACUUUGGGGGGAGGACCUCGGAGCUCCCUCUGAGCUUUAACUGCCAGGGGCCCACUGUCCCCAUGGCGAUGGCAGCUGCAGCCAGCAGAGGGAGCGAGGACGUCGCAGCGGGCACCUCCUCACCUCUGGCCUCCAACGCCUCCGCCGACGAAAGUGCCAAUCGAGAUAGUGCCACAGCUCCUGAACCAAAUGAUUGCCCGGCAGAGGGAGAAGAUGACAGCAGAGCCCUUCUGCACCAUCACCACCUACACCAUCACCACCACCACCUCCACCCCUCAGCCCACACCCACUCUCACCCACACCCCCACCCAGGGGGGUCCUGUGAAAUGGGCGGUGGCGGUGAGUGCCCUCAGAACCACGGGCCUGGAGGAAGUGGGGUGGAAUGCCCCAAAUGCGACACCGUCCUGGGCUCCUCGCGGUCCCUGGGCGGGCACAUGACCAUGAUGCACUCGCGCAACUCGUGCAAGACACUCAAGUGUCCCAAGUGCAACUGGCAUUACAAGUACCAGCAGACCCUGGAGGCCCACAUGAAGGAGAAGCACCCAGACUCCGGUGGCUCCUGUGUGUACUGCAGCAGUGGCCAGAGCCACCCGCGUCUGGCCCGAGGAGAGAGCUACACCUGCGGAUACAAGCCCUUCCGCUGCGAGGUGUGUAACUACUCGACCACCACCAAGGGCAACUUGAGCAUCCACAUGCAGUCGGACAAGCAUCUGAACAACAUGCAGACCCUGCAGAACGGAGGCUCCAUCCCCUCCGCCGAGCAGCAGGUGUUUGGCCAGCACCCUGGAGGGGUAGGAGUGGUGACCGUGCCCUCUGUGACCCAGGCCAGCACCCACCACCCGCCCCACCACCACCACCCCACCCAGUCCUCCACUCACAUGACGGGGCCCUGCGGUUCCCCCUCGCCCACCAAGCCAAAAAGCAAGCCCACGUGGCGUUGCGAGGUAUGCGACUACGAGACCAACGUGGCGCGGAACCUACGCAUCCACAUGACCAGCGAGAAACACAUGCACAACAUGAUGCUGCUGCAACAGAAUGUGACCCAGAUGCAGCAUGGUCGGCUGGGCCUGGGGGCCAUGCCCUCUCCCUCCGAGGCCGAGCUCUACCAGUACUACCUGACCCAGAACAUGAGCCUGCCUCCAGGCCUCAAGAUGGACCCGGCUGGAGCUGAGGCCCAGUUCCUGUUGGGAGGCUUCCACCUGGACCCCAACAUGGCCGCCUUGGCCCCCCAACUAGUGCACCACCAACCAACCUGCUGUGACCGAGAGGGCGUGACCUUUCUGCCUGACGGCUUCAAACAGACACUUGAAAAGCGGGACGCAGUCAGAGAGGCUUCCGUGCGGCGACGACUCCAACCAAACACCCCAUCAGGAGAGCUGAGCGAGGAUGUGGAGGCUGCCAGUGAGACCACCACAGAACAGGAGGACCAAACCAAAGACAGAGAAGGUGGGGGGGAGAAGGAGCUCACCAAAGGGACAGGACCGUCGUUAGAACUAUUGAAGUGUUUCGUCUCCCGCUGUCUGAAGGCGUGCCGCUCUCCCAAGGACCGUCGACCGUCGUUAGUACUAUUGAAGUGUUUCGUCUCCCGCUGUCUGAUGGCGUGCCGCUCUCCCAAGGACCGACCGUCGUUAGAACUAUUGAAGUGUUUCGUCUCCCGCUGUCCGAUGGCGUGCCGCUCUCCCAAGGACCGUCGACCGUCGUUAGAACUAUUGAAGUGUUUCGUCUCCCGCUGUCUGAUGGCUGUGCCGCUCUCCCAAGGACCGUCGUUAGAACUAUUGAAGUGUUUCGUCUCCCGCUGUCUGAUGGCGUGCCGCUCUCCCAAGGCCCGUCGACCGUCGUUAGAACUAUUGAAGUGUUUCGUCUCCAGCUGUCUGAUGGCGUGCCGCUCUCCCAAGGACCGUCGACCGUCGUUAGAACUAUUGAAGUGUUUCGUCUCCAGCUGUCUGAUGGCGUGCCGCUCUCCCAAGGACCGUCGCCCGUCGUUAGAACUAUUGAAGUGUUUCGUCUUCCGCUGUCUGAUGGCGUGCCGCUCUCCCAAGGACCGUCGUUAG
This is a messenger RNA of Oncorhynchus gorbuscha (pink salmon), 4281 nucleotides long. Its product is annotated as zinc finger homeobox protein 3-like. Gene Ontology annotation, cellular component: nucleus. The transcript is spliced from 12 exons. Gene Ontology annotation, biological process: regulation of transcription by RNA polymerase II; brain development; regulation of neuron differentiation. Lineage: Eukaryota; Metazoa; Chordata; Actinopteri; Salmoniformes; Salmonidae. The coding region runs from base 424 to 4281 and encodes 1285 amino acids. Gene Ontology annotation, molecular function: RNA polymerase II cis-regulatory region sequence-specific DNA binding; DNA-binding transcription factor activity, RNA polymerase II-specific. The record is from RefSeq and is a predicted model, not a curated record.